Messenger RNA from Dama dama (fallow deer), 6938 nucleotides. RefSeq names its product diacylglycerol kinase zeta (gene DGKZ). The record is from RefSeq and is a predicted model, not a curated record. NCBI's taxonomy places the organism in Eukaryota, Metazoa, Chordata, Mammalia, Artiodactyla, Cervidae. Bases 2916 to 6347 code for a protein of 1143 amino acids. Gene Ontology annotation, biological process: diacylglycerol metabolic process; lipid phosphorylation; regulation of synaptic transmission, glutamatergic. Gene Ontology annotation, molecular function: ATP-dependent diacylglycerol kinase activity; protein binding. The transcript is spliced from 31 exons. Gene Ontology annotation, cellular component: nucleus.
CCUCCCCCCCAGUGACUGUGGCCUUUUGUUUUCUGGGUGACACUCGCAUCAGGCGGUGUGUUCGGGUGACUAAUCUCCUCCAGGCUGGGCAGCUGUCACAGGGCGGCCUGACCGGGCGGGCGGGGAAAGCUGACACCCUGGGGCAGUGCUGGCAAGCCAGGGCCCCUGGCCGCAGCAGGCCGCUGGGCCUCCAGGCUCCUUCUGCUGGGCGCGGUGCAGACCCUGCAUCAGGCGGACCUGAGUUCAGGUCCCGCUCCUGCCCGUGACCAGCCGUGCGACCUUGGAGCCUGGGCCUGAUCUCAAGCCGGUUUCCUCCUCUCUGUCACGGAGCCAUUGAUCCUGCCUGCCUCAGGGGUGGUAGUUAGGAGCGAGCGAGAUGAUGAGUGAAGGCGCUUGUCACGUAGUGGGUGAUGGGCAGAUAGACUACUGUUGUCAUUAUGGCACCUGAGUCCCAGCUCAAACCAGGCUUUGCCCUCAGGUCGAGGUGGGUUCCAGCCCCAGCUCCACACGGACUAGCUGUGCACGUUGGGCUAGUUAUCUCCUUAGUCUCUCAUCAGGAGCCAGGCAUGAUACAGUAUCUAUUCUUUAGGGUGCUGUGGUUUAUAAAACCACAUGCACAUGUUUGCCAAGGACUUAGUACCCUGCCUGACACGCGUGGGCACUCAGCAAAUGUCCGGCGGGACAGCACUGAUUUUAGGCGGAAAUCAGGAGCUCUUCUGCCAUCCUCCCUGUUACCUGCAGAGGCUGGCAGAUCGUAAGCGGCAGAGCUCUGGAGCCCGGCAGCCCCCAACACUGCUUCUGCAGGCAUGGCUGCUUCCAUGUCAGUACCCCUGCACGUGUCCAUAGCCCUGGCCCUGGCCCUGACACUGCCUGCCCUGGCCCCCAAGUGAAGUGAAGUUGCUCAGUCAUGUCCGACUCUGCGACCCCAUGGACUGUAACCUACCAGGCUCCUCUGUCCAUGGGAUGUUCCAGGCAAGAGUACUGAAGUGGGUUAGCAUUUCCUUCUCCAGGGGAUCUUCCCGACCCAGGGAUCAAACCCGGGUCUCCCACAUUGUAGGCAGAUGCUUUACUGUCUGAGCCGCCAGGGAAGCCAACCAGGGCAGUAGCAGAUGGAGGCGGGAACGGGAGGGGUAGGCGCUGGCCACGCAGCCCAGCCCGGAUUCCUCAAGCCCAUCCUCCACCCUCAGGCCCACAGCUGACACGAAUGUCUCUCCUGUCAGCCGCAGGCAGGGGUCCCAUGGCUGUGACUCAGACCUCCCUGUGGCUGCCAGAGCCCAGGAGAGUACCUGAUGGUGGGCACAGGUGUCCCUGGGCCCUCUGGAGGCAUGGCCCCCGUGAAGCACACCAGGCUCCGUGCCCUUUCCCCAUGUUAGGAGGGGUAAGAGUGCACGUGCUCCCCUCGGCCUGUGCAGAAGGGGCGACGGGGCAGACGAGCUGGCGAAGGAAUCAGCCCGUGCUCAGACCAGGUCAAGGGAGGAUGGCUCGAGCAAGCAUGGUCCCCAGGACUCCUGCAGGACGGCGCUCCGGGUAGCUUAGUGUUGGGAUUCUGAGCGUUGGGGCUUUGGGUCUUGGCCCCUAGGUCAAGGUGCAGUUCACGGGCUCCCUCAGCAGCCAGACUGGAAGGGUUUUCAGACAUCGUCCAGCACUGUCACACAUGGGCUGUCCAUCCUGGGCCUCUUCAGAAAGGUGGGGCCCGGGAAGUGCUCCCGUCAGCCCCUUGGAGCAGGAGCGCACCCACACAGCCCAGAGGCGCGCUCGUGGCUCUCAUGGCUCCCCGCACAAAGGCCCUCCGGUGGCUUCUCUCCCCGCCCUGUGCAGCUGCCCCUCCGGUUCUCAGGCAGGGGCGUGGGGUGAGUUCCCAGGGGCCUUCCACCCCGAGGCAGAUGUCAGAUGCUCUCCCUUUCUGGGGCCACGCUCAGCCUGGCCCCGAGUCUGGGGAUCGUAGCAGGGCUGAAUUUCCUUUCAGAGAGCCUCAUUUUCUUACCAUGCCUUGCUUUGUGGCGUGUCCCAGGAAGGGACACCUAAGCCUAACCUGCCCAAGGAGAGGAGAAGCCUUGCCCUCAGCCCCUCAGUGUCACAUCUUUCUGCCUUUUCAUGCUGUUCACGGGGUUCCCAAGGCAAGAAUACUAAAGCGGUUUGCCAUUCCCCUUUCCCCAGUGAACCAUGUUUUGUCAGAACUCUCCACCAUGACUUGGGUGGCCCUACACGGCAUGGCUCAUAGUUUCAUUGAGCUGGACAAGGUUGUGAUCCAUGUGAUCAGUUUGAUUAGUUUUCUGUGAUUGACUGUGGAAAUCAAUACUGAAUAUUCAUUGGAAGGACGGAUGCUGAAGCUGAAGCUGCAAUACUUUGACCACAAGAUGCAAAGAGCUGACGCAUUAGAAAAUACCCUGAUGCUAGGAAAGAUAGAAGGCAGGAUGAAAUGGUGGGAUGGCAUCACGGACUCAACAGACAUGAGUUUGAGCAAGCCCCAGGAGAUGGUGAAGGACAGGGAAGCCUAGUGUGCUGCAGUCCAUGGGGUUGCAAAGAGUCAGACAAGACUGAGCAGCUAAACAACAGCCCCUCAGUCUGUUGUCUCCAGGCUCCCGGCUUCCUUUCUCUUUUCCUUUCCAUCAGCUUCAGGCAAGGGACUUGAAGUCCUUUAGGCCAGAGCUUUGGGGAUCUUGGUGCCUGGACAGGGGAACCCAGAAGGGUAGCUGGCAACCCCUCCUCCCCAGCGCUCCUGCGGCUGCAAUGGGGCGGAAUUGGGGAGCACCAGUGUAUCCAACAGCGAUGAGUGUGGGCUCCCCGCUGGGUCUUCUGGUACCCUCAGACUCCCCGUUUAAGGGGCUCAGAGGCCACAGAACACCCCCAUUUCCUCCCAAGUGUCCCUUCUCUGCCCCAGGGGCAGAGGCUGAGACUGGGCGCCUGGACCUGGGAUGGGCCCCGGCCUGGCCUGGCUCCUGAUGUUCCCGGUCUCUGUACCCAACAGCCACCCACCCGCCCCUGCCAUGGAGACCUUCAUUAAGAGACACUUCCAGCGGAAGGCGCAGGGCCCUGGAGAGGGGACGCGGCGGCCCAGCGGCGUGGGGCUGCUCACGGGCAAGGCCCGGCGCCGCUCGCCGGCGGGGCAGGCCUCCUCCUCGCUGGCACAGCGGCGGCGCUCCAGCGCACAGCUCCAGGGCUGCCUCCUGGUCUGCGGGGUGGGGGCCCCGGUCCCCGGCCGCCGCCGGCGCUCCAGCACCGCACCCCCAGCCUGCAACCCCCGCUUCGCUGUGGAGGAGGUGCCCAGCCCGCCGCAGCCGGCCGUGGUGGCGCCCCGGCUUCUGGUGGCACCCCUGCUGUUGGCCGGGCUCGUGGGCAUGGAGGAGGAGGAGGGCUUGCAGAAGGAGGAUGUAAGGGCUGCACCACUGAGCGCUGCCCAGCCGGGCCCCGGGACCCCAGGGCCGCCCCCGCCCCGCGGCGCGCUGCCCGUGCCGCGCUGGCGCCGGCGCCGGGGCUCCUCCCACCUGCUGCCCGCAGAUGUGGUGAAAGACCACGCACUCUGGGGCCUGCACGGUCACUACCGGCGCCUCAGCCAGCCACGGCCCGUGGGGCAGCACCCCAGCCCAGGGGGUCGAAGAGCCUCGGGCACCGCAGCCGGCCCCGGGAUGCCCACCCGCGUGCGCCCGCUGUCCCGCCGGCGCCAGGUAGCCCUGCGGCGCAAGUCAGCCGGACCCCAGACCUGGAGUGCCCUGCUUGCGAAAGCCAUCACCAAGUCGGGCCUCCAGCACCUGGCACCCCCCCCUCCUGCUCCCGGGGCCCCGUGUAGCGAGCCCGAGAGGCAGAUCCGGAGCACUGUGGACUGGAGUGAGUCUGCGACGUAUGGGGAGCACAUCUGGUUCGAGACCAACGUGUCCGGGGACUUCUGCUACGUCGGAGAGCAGUACUGCGUGGCCAAGAUGCUGCAGAAGUCAGUGUCCCGGAGAAAAUGCGCAGCCUGCAAGAUUGUGGUCCACACGCCCUGCAUCGAGCAGCUGGAGAAGAUAAAUUUCCGCUGUAAGCCAUCCUUCCGUGAAUCGGGCUCCAGGAACGUCCGUGAGCCAACCUUCGUGCGGCACCAUUGGGUACACCGGCGGCGCCAGGAUGGCAAGUGUCGGCACUGUGGGAAGGGCUUCCAGCAGAAGUUCACCUUCCACAGCAAGGAGAUCGUGGCCAUCAGCUGCUCCUGGUGCAAGCAAGCAUACCACAGCAAGGUGUCCUGCUUCAUGCUGCAGCAGAUCGAGGAGCCGUGCUCCCUGGGGGUCCACGCCGCUGUGGUCAUCCCCCCCACCUGGAUCCUCCGGGCCCGCAGGCCCCAGAACACCCUCAAAGCCAGCAAGAAGAAAAAGAGAGCAUCCUUCAAGAGGAAGUCUAGCAAGAAAGGGCCUGAGGAGGGCCGCUGGAGACCCUUCAUCAUCAGGCCUACCCCGUCCCCCCUCAUGAAGCCCCUGCUGGUGUUUGUGAACCCCAAGAGUGGGGGCAACCAGGGUGCCAAGAUCAUACAGUCCUUCCUCUGGUAUCUGAAUCCCCGGCAAGUCUUUGACCUGAGCCAGGGAGGGCCCAGGGAGGCGCUGGAGAUGUACCGCCGGGUGCACAACCUGCGGAUCCUGGCCUGCGGGGGCGAUGGCACAGUCGGCUGGAUCCUCUCCACCCUGGACCAGCUGCGCUUGAAGCCGCCACCGCCCGUCGCCAUCCUGCCCCUGGGCACUGGCAAUGACCUGGCCCGCACCCUCAACUGGGGCGGGGGCUACACCGACGAGCCUGUGUCCAAGAUCCUGUCCCACGUGGAGGAGGGCAAUGUGGUGCAGCUGGACCGCUGGGACCUCCGUGCAGAGCCCAACCCCGAGGCGGGGCCCGAGGAGCGAGACGAGGGGGCCACCGACCGGCUGCCUCUGGAUGUCUUCAACAACUACUUCAGCCUGGGCUUUGACGCCCAUGUCACCCUGGAGUUCCACGAGUCUCGAGAGGCCAACCCGGAGAAGUUCAACAGCCGCUUCCGGAAUAAGAUGUUCUACGCCGGGACAGCCUUCUCCGACUUCCUGAUGGGCAGCUCCAAGGACUUGGCCAAGCACAUCCGCGUGGUGUGUGAUGGGACUGACCUGACCCCCAAGAUUCAGGACCUGAAGCCCCAGUGUAUUGUUUUCCUGAACAUCCCCAGGUACUGUGCGGGCACCAUGCCCUGGGGCCACCCUGGGGAGCACCACGACUUCGAGCCGCAGCGGCACGACGAUGGCUACCUCGAGGUCAUCGGCUUUACCAUGACCUCCCUGGCCGCGCUGCAGGUGGGCGGGCACGGCGAGCGGCUGACGCAGUGCCGAGAGGUGCUGCUCACCACGUCCAAAGCCAUCCCGGUGCAGGUGGACGGCGAGCCCUGCAAGCUUGCAGCCUCCCGCAUCCGCAUCGCCCUGCGCAACCAGGCCACCAUGGUGCAGAAGGCCAAGCGUCGGAGCGCCGCCCCCCUGCACAGCGACCAGCAGCCGGUGCCGGAGCAGCUGCGAGUCCAGGUGAGCAGGGUCAGCAUGCACGACUAUGAGGCCCUGCACUAUGACAAGGAGCAGCUCAAAGAGGCUUCCGUGCCACUGGGCACCGUGGUGGUCCCCGGAGACAGUGACCUGGAGCUAUGCCGCGCCCACAUCGAGAGGCUCCGGCAGGAGCCCGAAGGUGCUGGAGCCAAGUCCCCGAUGUGCCAGAAACUGUCCCCCAAGUGGUGCUUCCUCGAUGCCACCACUGCCAGCCGCUUCUACAGAAUCGACAGGGCCCAGGAACACCUCAACUACGUGACCGAGAUUGCACAGGACGAGAUUUAUAUCCUGGACCCUGAGCUGCUGGGGGCAUCUGCCCGGCCUGACCUCCCCACCCCCACAUCCCCUCUCCCCACCUCGCCCUGCUCCCCCACAUCCCGGUCACUGCCAGGGGACGCUGCGCCCCCUACAGGUGAAGAGCUCAUCGAGGCUGCCAGGAGGAACGAUUUCUGUAAGCUCCAGGAGCUGCACCGAGCUGGGGGCGACCUCAUGCACCGUGACGAGCGGAGCCGCACGCUCCUGCACCAUGCGGUCAGCACCGGCAGCAAGGAGGUGGUCCGCUACCUGCUGGACCAUGCGCCAACUGAGAUCCUUGAUGCCGUGGAGGAAAACGGGGAGACCUGCCUGCACCAGGCAGCGGCCCUGGGCCAGCGCACCAUCUGCCACUACAUCGUGGAGGCCGGGGCCUCGCUCAUGAAGACCGACCAGCAGGGCGACACUCCCCGGCAGAGGGCUGAGAAAGCUCAGGACACGGAACUGGCCGCCUACCUGGAGAACCGGCAGCAUUACCAGAUGAUCCAGCGGGAGGACCAGGAGACGGCGGUGUGAGGGCCGGCCAGCCCCCUCCUGGCCACCACACUGCUGCAUUCCAGUCAGAUGGCCGCAGAGGGACCCGGGCCCCAGGGAAGGAGCCGCGUGCUGCUCCCUGAGGAGCUGCCCAGACCUAGGGCUGGACUCUAAGGAGCUGGGGGAGUCCCACCCCGUCCCCUGAGGCUGCAGCCUAACCCGGAGGGAGGCUCACAGGGGACCAGGAAACUGGACUGGGCUGGGCUGGGCAGGCCCGGGGCAGGGGGGAUGGGGGUGGCAUUGGGGGCCCUGGGGUUCAGGGGCCGCAGCCGCGAGGGCAGAGACCCCGUGAGGGAGCCCCCAGAAAGAGGCUUCUUAAGCCUCCCAGCCCUUUGGGACUGUCACUCUGAGGCUCCUGGGAGCUCAGCCCCCUCUCCUGCCCUGACCCCCCACCCACCCGGGGUCUUUUGCUGCAUCUGCCUGCCCGCCGCCCUGCUUAGCACCUCCCCUGUGACCCUCCUCCCAAACACAGUCAUUUCACCUCCGACUCUGUGGCCUGGGGGUUGGGAUGGGGCUCUCUCGUGGUGACAUGUUUACAGCUGGGUGUGACUCAGUAAAGUGUAUUUUUUUUUC